This is a messenger RNA of Polychytrium aggregatum, 866 nucleotides long. RefSeq names its product vesicle transport protein SFT2B. The transcript is spliced from 7 exons. Bases 65 to 538 code for a protein of 157 amino acids. NCBI's taxonomy places the organism in Eukaryota, Fungi, Chytridiomycota, Chytridiomycetes, Polychytriales. Gene Ontology annotation, cellular component: membrane. Gene Ontology annotation, biological process: vesicle-mediated transport. The record is from RefSeq and is a predicted model, not a curated record.
CCCUCAUCUCCCCUCGUUCGCCAAGGACUGCCCCGCCCGCUCCCCGACAGAACAACCCGUCAAUAUGCCCAUCACGGAUAUGUUUGGAUCUAUGGGUGCCGAGCAGGAGGACCCCAUCUGCGGCCAGUUCAGCCUCACCUACACACAGCGCAUGUGGGGCUUUGGCAUCUGUUUCGGCGGUGGCUUCAUCCUGAGUUUCUUUGCAUCCUUCCUGCUCUGGACUGGCGGAUUCACCGCCUUUGCUGUUCUGUACACGCUCGGCAAUAUCAUUUCCCUGGUCGGAACGGGCUUCCUGGUCGGCUUUGCUCGCCAGUUCAAGCAAAUGUUUGAUCCCGUUCGCCUGACGACAUCUAUCGUCUUCAUCGCCACCAUGGUCUUCACCUUGGUCGCUGCUCUGGUGUUGCAUAGCUUCAUCCUGACCCUGGUUUCGUUCAUCGUCCAAUUCCUGGCGCUCUUCUGGUACUGCGCAAGCUACAUUCCCUUCCUCCGAGAUAUCAUCAAGCGUACGCUGGGCGCUCAGUUCACCUCCUCGGCCUGAUCCAGCAGCAGCCGCUGGGCAGAGCGGGGCAAGGCUGCGUCCUUCGCCAGGGAUUCCUCGCGCGCUGGCGACUUGUGGUUGGCCUCUCAAGGCUGCGCGAGCCUUUCUGUUCUUUGGUCCAAACAUUGAAUCGACAAGCGAUUAUGCCCUUGCGUUGCCGGACCAUAUUUGCAUCCGUCUGGGCGGUGAGGAGGGAUGUCUGGGCGGUCAACAGUUUCCCGAAACGAAGCCAGACCGGUUCACGAAAAGAAAUCAUUGGAUAAUCCGUCACACGAACACUGCCAUCGCUAUCCAUGCCAGGACGACGCGAAUGCUGCUCAACACGAGU